AUGGCACUGAAAAGAUUUCGUUUUUUAAUGAGGUGGGUGCGAGUGGAUGUUAUCCGAACGAUAGAAAUUCGCAAAAUAGUGGAUAAUCUAGCACCAGUUAGAGAAUUAUUUCAAAAUAUAAACGGUAAAUGUCAGAAGCACUACACCGUGAGCAGAUAUGCUAUACUUGAUGAGAUGUUGUGGGCAUUUAAAGGUCGUUGUCGAUUUAGAAUGUAUUUACCGAACAAACCGGCAAGAUAUGGAUUGAAAGUUUUUUCUUUAGUCGAUUCGCGCACAUUUGCUAUAUACAAUAUGGAAAUAUACUGCAGCACACAACUAACAGGUCCAUUUGCAGUUAGCAAUGAUACCAGUGAUGUUGUGAAUAGACUGUGUUUCCCCCUUUCGAAGUCUAGGAGAAAUAUUACAAUGGAAAGUUGGUUCACGUCUGUUGCAGCUGCCGAAGAUUUACCAAAGAAUCAUGACCUAACAAUAGUCGGCACACUACGUAAGGACAAAAAGCAAAUUCCACUUGAUUUUUUUACCAAAAGACCACCAAAAACCAGUAUGUUUGGUUUUUUACAAGAUAAAACCAUCGUUUCCUACAUUCAGACCCGAAAUAAAAAUGUGAUUUUGUUGUCCACUAUACACCAUGACUACUCUAUCGAUCCAAACUCUGGCGAGGACAUCAAACCAGAGAUAAUCACAUUUUACAACACCACAAAAUGUGGAGUUGAUACCGUGAACCAACUGAGUUCUAAGUACAACGUUGCUAGGAAUACUCAUAGAUGGCCAAUGGUGAUUUUCUACAGUCUUUUCAAUAUUACUGGAAUAAAUUAG
Molecule: messenger RNA, 816 nt
Organism: Leptinotarsa decemlineata (Colorado potato beetle)
Lineage: Eukaryota; Metazoa; Arthropoda; Insecta; Coleoptera; Chrysomelidae
Product: piggyBac transposable element-derived protein 4-like
Source: RefSeq, a predicted model, not a curated record